This is a messenger RNA of Trichoderma asperellum CBS 433.97, 1551 nucleotides long. RefSeq lists its product as uncharacterized. NCBI's taxonomy places the organism in Eukaryota, Fungi, Ascomycota, Sordariomycetes, Hypocreales, Hypocreaceae. The record is from RefSeq and is a predicted model, not a curated record. Gene Ontology annotation, molecular function: transferase activity.
UAUGGGUAUGCUUACGGAAUAGAUAUUGCAAUGGCAAGACCAGGGUUCCAUCGUUUGUUGCACUCUAUAAUUCGUGAAACCACUGCUUGGUAAUUGUGUUCUCAAGAAAAAGCAAUUAGCCAACUUCACAUCUUUGGAACAAUCUUAAAUCCGCAAUACACAACAUACACGAGCAGAGGCACAUAUAUAAUUAUACUUGCUACAACUACAAAUCCAGCCUAUCUCUAUCUGGUGGCAUUAACAGUUGAUAAAAUGCCAGAAGUUCAUUUACUCGUUUUCGGAGACCAGACUGAGACAGCGAUUCCUAUGGAUGAGCUUUAUCAGUACGCGCAUGAAUCCAAAUAUAUAAGCCAGUAUCUUCAAAAUUCAUUCGACGCAGUACAAAAUGUCUUGGAUAGCUUAAGUGAUACUGAAAAAGAACGAUUCAAGUUUGAUUCGUUUCAGAGCGUCGCAGAAAGAGUGAGACUGGAUAAAACGCCAGAUAUAGUAUUACGCACCCUCGUUCUAUGCGUUGCACAGCUUGGAUCCCUUAUAUUUACUCUGGAAAACGAUUCUGAUUUACGAAACUCAUGGGCGUCGCAAAACAUAAUGAUUGUCGCGUCUUGUGCGGGCCAGGUUCCAGCUGCUGCUGCGGCCACUACUCAUUCGAUUGAUGAUUUAGUCGCAGUGGCGCCCGAAAUUGUUGCUAUCUCGCUGCGGGUUGGCCUUGAUGUAGAUCGUCGAACUGCUGCACUUAGUAAUGACCGCACUGGAAGCUGGGCGCGGGCGGUUAUUGGUAUUUCUGGAGCCGACGCUCAGGCAUCUAUUGAUGAAUUUCACAAAAUCCAGGGCACGCCUCAAAGUAAGGUACCUUAUGUUGGCGCAACGUCUGCUUGGGCAACUACCAUAUUCGGUCCCCCUUCAACGCUACAGUCAUUCUUUUCUUCAAACCCGUUUGGGACAUCAAGAGUUAUAGAGCUCCCCGUGGCUGCUGUUUUUCAUGCCGCAAGCUUAGACAGGCCUGACACCGCAAAAAUAACCGGACCAGCCAGCAUACUUCAAAAGUUUUGGUUGAAAGACGUUUGUUUUCUCUCCAGCGAAGAUGGAGUAGCUUUUAAACCUCAACGCCUUGAUAGUCUUGUAUCCGAGGCUGAGUUAAAUAUGCUGAACAGGAUGACUGACAAUGAAAAGGUGUUCAAUGCGGUAAAACUAAAGAUUAAAGAUAAGCAGGUGGCCAUCACGCCUAUCGUUGCAACUAAAGUUUCUGAACGCCUGAAAAAGGCGUUAGGAGAGGCUAGCGCAACUGUCCGAACAGAGCUUUUGGUAGGCGGAUUGUAAUGUAGUUUCAAAAUGCACACAGGAAUGGCUAUUUCAAUAAUCUCCUUGUAUAGGAGAUGUCAUGUUUCAAGCGAUACAGGGAGUUAGCAAAUGAUAGUCAGAUGUAGCAAACACAACUUAGUAUAUGGCUUUCAAUCAACUAACAAGUAUGGUCAAGGCCAACUAAUACUUGCUCUGACUCUGCAAAGUAAGAGUUUAAGCUAGGCACCAUGUUCUGAUUUAGAAGACAUACGG